This is a messenger RNA of Amyelois transitella, 2512 nucleotides long. RefSeq names its product AN1-type zinc finger protein 2A. The record is from RefSeq and is a predicted model, not a curated record. Gene Ontology annotation, cellular component: endoplasmic reticulum; cytoplasm. Lineage: Eukaryota; Metazoa; Arthropoda; Insecta; Lepidoptera; Pyralidae. The transcript has 6 exons. Gene Ontology annotation, molecular function: zinc ion binding. The coding region runs from base 208 to 897 and encodes 229 amino acids. Gene Ontology annotation, biological process: proteasome-mediated ubiquitin-dependent protein catabolic process; protein targeting to ER.
UAUGUCAUUGUCAUCCAUUCAUGUUUCGUAGUAAUUUCGUCAUAGUUUGUAAUUCGACAAGCUUGAAUCUUCAAUUUUUGCUUGAUCACUAUUGUGAAUGACGAAUAAUUGUCGCUUAAAUUGGUAUAUAGACAUGAUUCAACGUCAUUGCUGUGUAAUUGAAGUGUAAUCUUUGAAACGUACAGAAUAAAACAUUUGCGAUACAGUAUGGAGUUUCCUCAUAUUGGAAAGAAUUGUUCCUAUCAAGCUUGUAAUAAAUUGGAUUUCCUGCCUAUGAAAUGUGGUGCUUGUAGUGAAGUCUUUUGCUCCGAUCAUUUUGCAUAUGCCAAACAUGACUGUCCUGAGCCUAACACUCGUGAUGUACAAGUUCCUGUAUGCCCAUUAUGUGGAGCUCCGGUCCCAGGCCGCCGAGGGGAGCCUCCAGAUGUGGCAGUAAGCGCGCACAUUGACAAUCAAUGUACCUCGGACCCAGCAAGAGAGAGAAGGAAAAAGGUGUUCACCAACAGAUGUUCGCACAAAGGCUGCAAGACGAAGGAGAUGGUGCCUCUGGUUUGCAGUGAGUGCUCACUCAACUACUGCUUGAAACACCGGCACACAACCGACCACGCCUGUGAGGGGAAACUAGCAGCGAAGAGAAGGCAGGCUGCGAACGCGGCGAAGGCGCGACUAAAAGCGGCUGAGAACAGAGUGAACGCGAACCCGCCAGCGGCGACACCUGUCACUAGCUUCUCCGAAGUACAGGGGAAUAUGACGGAAGACGAAGCCCUGGCCCACGCCCUUGCAUUGUCGCUGCAAGAACAAAACUCGAACAUUCGCGAUCGUGAUAACAACUUCGCUCGGGCGCUGACGAGGCAGCGAGUUGGAGGGGAACAGAACUCAAGAUGCACCGUAUCCUAGCUAACUUCACGUUUGUUUAUACAAUUUGGGCACCCAAAAUCAGAAGCAGGAAUACAAAGAGAAGAUGAACCAUUAUAUGCCUUAUAUAGAAGCCUAGUCCAAUUUUCUUAGUGCACUAGAGGCAUGACUCGUCAUUAGAUGCAGAUUAUACUGACCUGUAUACAUGAUUAUGUCUAGAAGACAAAUAAAAUUUUGACGCGCGUAUCAAUAGGUACUUAUCGUACCACAUCGCAAUGGUCGUCAAAUCUGGGGCACAGAAGUGCCUCCGGUAAGACGAGCCGAGCGAAGCGCAAGGGCACCUAACCUACAUUACCUCGAAAAGAUUGGUCGUAUUUUUAACUUAUACAAGACAUCGCUGACCUAAGCUAACAGGCGGGUAAAUAUAAUUCGUAUUGAUUGAUUGAUCUUUGACACAUCGAUAUAUUUGCCAGAUCACUAUGUAGCUGGACGCAUCUUGAAACGCCAAUGACCAUUUGGCUUGGGUUGCAACAUUUAUGUUGCUGUAAUUAAAUUUUCAAUACUAUGGUCAUAGGUUAUAUUACCACAGAAGUUUUAUCUAAACUAUAACCAAGGCUAGGUACACCUUGAGUUAAAUACACAGUCGAUCUAAUUAUUCAUAUUCAUAAUAGACAUUCCAAAAGAAAUUUUAAUUUAAUUGAAUGAUAACAGAAAAUAAUAAUUAACCGUAGUAAGUAACAUUCAUUCUAUGAUUAACCCUAUUAAAUUCUAUUAUUAGUCUAUAAAAUUUAUAGUUUGAAGGAGUUAUGAUUACUCAUUUUCUAUGAAUUAACAUAUCCAUGGAAAUUAUUAUCAAUUUUGUUGGAUAGAUAUAGUUUUGUUAUAUUUCAGAUUGUAGUCUUCUUUAAAAUAAAAAGGCUUUAGUAAUGUAGUAGAGCGGAGGCUUAUUACUUAUAAAAUCAAAACUGUACUCUGAAUAAUAAAUUGCUUAUAACUUAUAUCACAUUGUAAUUGUAAUCAAUAUUUAACUUUGACGCAUAAUAAAUUAAUCCUUGUUAGGUUAAGAUUUUUUUAUCCAAAAGUUACGUAUUUUCUAUCAUUAAAAUAUUUUUGUGCUAAACUAGAUGAUUUAAAAGAUUUCACAGUUUGAGACAGUCAUUUUCUAUGUCACUAUAUUCUAAUUAUAUCAAUAACUUAUCACAUAAUGUAAUUUAAGUGUAUUUUCUCAUUAUAAAAAAAGCUAUUUACGACUGAGAAUGUUGUAAAUGGCAUAAAUUUUUAACUAAAACGAUUUUUCCAUAGUUAAGCUACGGCGCGCGGUUUCCCCCUCUUUUGAUCCUCUUGUAAGCCAAAUGUGAUUUUUACCUAAAGUAAACUACUGUUUUACUGCAAAUAAAUUGUGACCUCAAUUUGUGAUAAGUACUUAAAGCUGACGCUAAGCUGAUAUUAAAAACGCGCCCAGUUGUAACUGGGACUUUCAAAGUUCGGUUCAAAGUCUAUUACCUUACAUACAUACUAUCUUGUUAAGGCAUAUUCGUUGUAAGUUACUAGCUGGGCUCGUUUUCACUAGACCUAAUGUACAAUUUGCACAUAUGCAACGAGUGAUAGUAUAUUUUUAAAUAGUUCUGUAAUAUUGUUAUGCUUUGUCUUGAAUUAA